Molecule: messenger RNA, 1228 nt
Organism: Oncorhynchus kisutch (coho salmon)
Lineage: Eukaryota; Metazoa; Chordata; Actinopteri; Salmoniformes; Salmonidae
Product: paired box protein Pax-2-B
Exons: 5
Biological process (GO): anatomical structure development; regulation of transcription by RNA polymerase II
Molecular function (GO): DNA-binding transcription factor activity, RNA polymerase II-specific; RNA polymerase II cis-regulatory region sequence-specific DNA binding
Source: RefSeq, a predicted model, not a curated record
UGCUUUUAGAAACGCACACACGGUGAGGGGCUUCAUUCUCAACCCAAAGAUUCAGGCUAACGCAUCCACCCCAUUUUAGAGUCAAGGAAAAGGGGAAGGUAGCAGGGCACCAGACUCCCCACAGUGUCCAUGUUUCUUCUGUCAUGUCUAUGCGUAUCUGAGCGUACUAUCCACCGCAACCAACCAGCAAAUCAAGGCCGGAACUAGGAUCUAUCUAUUUACCACAGGACUGUCAAGAACGGUUUUAGACGUAAAGGUUUGUCCUAUUCGUCAUCAUGUUCUGAGAAAAAUCAUCUCAUCAUUCCAGGUUUUGAAAAUCCAACUCAAACUGAAAAACAUUUCCACGUUGAUGAACCAAGCGUCGGUCAUGUUCUGCACCUGACCAGCAGUAGCCUCUAUUCUCGGCACGGACUGUUACCACGACGGCAACUUUUAGAAGAAGUUAAACCCUCUCAUUGACUGAGUGGAGGGAAAAGCGAAAUCUUUAAUCGAAUAAAGUUUUUCCGUUUCUUCCCAUUUUUAUCUGCAUUACAAAGGCGAAACGGCGACUUCCAUUGAUUACCCGUCUUUCCUUUGCUAUCCGAUGGAUAUUCACUGCAAAGUAGACCCGUUCUCAGCGAUGCACCGGCACGGCGGUGUGAACCAGCUAGGCGGGGUGUUUGUCAACGGCAGACCCCUACCUGACGUGGUGAGGACAAGAAUCGUAGAACUCGCGCACCAAGGAGUGAGACCCUGUGACAUUUCGAGACAACUACGGGUCAGCCACGGCUGUGUCAGCAAAAUACUGGGCAGAUACUACGAGACCGGAAGUAUAAAGCCAGGAGUUAUUGGUGGGUCCAAACCGAAAGUGGCGACUCCAAAGGUUGUGGAUAAAAUAGCGGACUACAAGCGUCAGAAUCCGACCAUGUUCGCGUGGGAAAUCAGAGACAGACUGUUAGCUGAGGGCGUCUGUGACAACGACACGGUUCCAAGCGUCUCGUCCAUUAACAGGAUAAUACGAACAAAAGUCCAGCAGCCUUUCCACCCGUCUCCAGAUGGAACAUCCCUGUCUGCCCCGGGCCACACCAUGGGUAAGAUUACGAGCCAGGCCUCUCCACCUAUAACAAGCCCUUCCAACGACCCCGUGGGGUCCUACUCCAUCAACGGCAUCCUGGGUAUUCCCCGGUCAAAUGGCGAGAAGAGGAAACGAGAUGAAGGUAAGAGACAAGGCUUUCUAUUCCUCAGAAUA